AUGACAUGCAUGGGAAAUAAACUGAGAAUUGUUUAUGGAAGUCGAGAAGCGGCCCCGCCGUGCCCGGCUCGGGGGCACCGUUUGCCUGCUGGACCAGUGUCCCGCGGACAACUGCCCUUCCUCCGCCGACCGCUGCCCUCCCCGCCGACCGGCGUGCCCUUCCCCGCCGACCGCUGCCCUUCCCCGCCGACCGCUGCCCUUCCCCGCCCUUCCCCCGGACCGCUGCCCUUCCCGGCGCUGCGCGGAGCGCCCGGCACGGCGGGAAGUGUCGCCGCCCCGCGGUUGGCGCGGGAGCGGGCGGAGCCGCGGGAGCCGCGACAUGGCGGCGCCGGGUGCGGCGGGAGCCGGGCGGAAGGGUACGGCGGGCAGCAGGCGCGGCGCAGGAAGGGCCCCGGCGCGCUGGCCACGGGCUACCUCGUUAUUUUACAACGUGGUGAUGACGGCGGAUGGCUUGUUAUUGCAGUUGGUCUCGUUCGGGCAUACCUGGCUAAAGGCAGCUACCACAGCCUUUACUAUUCAAUAGAAAAGCCCCUGAAAUUCUUCCAAACUGGAGCAUUGCUUGAGAUUCUGCACUGUGCACUUGGCAUUGUUCCCUCUUCUGUUGUUCUGACUGCUUUCCAAGUGAUGUCAAGGGUUUUCCUGACGUGGGCAGUAACACACAGUGUAAAAGAGGUACAAACUGAAGACAGUGUCCUCUUGUUUGUAGUGGCCUGGACAAUCACUGAGAUUAUCCGCUACUCUUUUUACACGUUUAGCUUGUUAAACCAUCUCCCUUAUCUCAUCAAAUGGGCCAGGUACACUUUGUUUAUAGUAUUGUAUCCAAUGGGAGUCUCAGGCGAAUUACUCACAAUAUAUGCUGCAUUACCCUUCGUCAGGCAGUCUGGCUUGUAUUCCAUUAGUUUACCUAACAAGUACAAUUUCUCUUUUGACUACUAUACAUUCUUGAUCCUGGUUAUGAUCUCUUACAUUCCAAUCUUUCCUCAGCUGUAUUUUCAUAUGCUACACCAGAGGCGAAAGGUACUCUCCCACACUGAAGAACAUAGGAAGUCGGAGUAAUUCCAACACUUUUUCAGAACUUUUCAAACAUCAAAAUGCUGCAGUUUUUCAAUACCCAGCACAUUUGUAAAGAAUACCAAGAUAAGUCAGAGGUAAAAGACCAAUAAUUUAGCAAGAAUAACCAAUAAAUCUGAUUCCACUGAAAUCCCAAGUGUAAAACAUUGAAGUAUUCUAAGCUUAACAGUGCUUCAGAAAACUUUUAAACUUUAUAUGGCUUGGCAGUUAACAUUUUCCUUAAAUGAUGUGCUAAAUGAUUUUCAUUUAUUAUUAAAUGCCUGAAGGUUGCAGUAUGAGUGAUGAAGUUGUACCCACUAAAUGCCUGAAUUGGGAUUAUAUUACCAAUACCUCUUUUUUUUAAGUGCUUGACUGCAUGCCAGAAACUGUAUGUAUUGCUGUGAAAGCAAACAAUAUGCUCUGGAAUAUUUCAGGAUAAUGUCAGAGACUUCAGUGGAGAAUGUAAUCUGGCUAAAGUGUUUGAAUUUAGAAAGGUAGGUUGUGUAUUUAAAAGGUGACGGGAACAAGAACAAGAAACCAAUUACGGGAAAUGAGGGGAAUGUAGUUCUUUAGGAAUUUAAACAGUACAGUGUCUGACCAGAGUGUGUUCUCUGAAGAUCUUGUUUAAGCUGAGUACACAAAUGCAAAUGUUAAUUCAGAGGCGGUAAUGCUUAUCUGAAACAUUAAAAAUCCUUUUAAUUACUGCAUCCCUGGAUACUUUUUUACAUAUUAAAAAAAAUUAAAAGUAAUACUAACUAUAAUAUUUCUAGUGAUACCGGUAAUGAAUCUAAACAAGAUAAGGAGGCAAGUCACCAGAAAUGUGUGCAGUUCUCCCUUUUUUACUUAAAUUAUCAUCUUUAAUCACUGUCAGUGAUACUCAUCUUUCAGUGAGGAGGACUAUUUGGUCUGCUGUGGAAUUAUCUGGGGGCCUUGUUUCUCAGCCUAACUUUUCUUAAGUGACUGGUUUGUAUCACUGUGGCACAUUCAAGCAGGCAGUUCCAGGCACUCAGCUUCUGAAGUGUUGCAAAGUCAUAAGCUGCUCUUUUGAAAACAGAUUAUCUCAUGUGUUACAUGCUGCUUUUGCAGACUGGACAAGCCUUUCGUCAUCUGUUCUCUUUGAAGAGUGGAAGAACACAAAGUUAUAUUUUCCUUGGUGCUUCCUCUGGGUUCUCUGGCUUAGCUUUCCCUUGGGAAGGUAAAACAGAGAACAAGAAAGCCUUGUAGUGAGGCAGAAAGCACUAAUGCUGUGUGAGUAGUGCCCCAGGUUAUUAAGAAACUUUUGACGGGGCCAAAAGGGUAGGGAAUGGAAGGGGCAAAGGGAGCAGGGAAAUGAACAGAUACCCAAGCAAAGAGAAAAGGAAAUGUAGGUUAUGGCCUUUGCUCUGUUAGGAAUUGAUAGCCCAAUAGUGUUGUGUGAACCCAGUCAGGGUCACUAGACACCACCACAUGGGCUUCUCUGGCUUCCCUCUUACAACAUUAUGAUUUGGUGCAUCAAUGAGGUGUGACCCGUACCACGCUACCUGCAGUACUGAGCUCGUGCUGUGCCUGCCAGCACCUCCCCCUGGACGUGCUCAACACAUCCCAGCUCUCCCUAAACACAGCCAGUAAGUACUGAGGGCACAGGCUUUCUUUUCUAGCACUUGGGAAGAGCUGGAUUUACAAUUAUUUAGGUUUAUGCUUGUCAGAGCUAUAUUUUUUAAAAAACUUUUCAUUUUUCAGUAAUUUUCUUUGAUUCCAUCAAAAGGUUUGAAUUUUCCUAAUUCUCAGUAUAUAGCACAUUUCCUGUUUAGAUACAAACAGGGCUAUAAUAAGCAGAGAGAGGGUAAGAAACAAUAAUAAUCUUUGCUUCUAUUUUAAACACUUUGGAGCCUAUUAUUGACUAUUCAAAAAUACAAGAGGCUGUACCAAGGUGGGUGUUGGUCUUUUCUCCCAAGUUACGAGUGAUAGGACAAGAGAAAAGUGCCUCAUGUUGCACCAGGGAAGGUUUAGAUUGGAUAUUAGGAAAAAUUUCUUCAUCAGAAGGGUUGUCAAGCACUGGAACAAGCUGUCCAGGGAAGUGGUGGAGUCACCAUCCCUGGAGGUAUUUAAAAGAAGUGUAGAUGUGGUGCUUAAGGACAUGGUUUAGUGGGACUUUGCAGUGUUAGGUUGGACUUGAUAACCUUGGAGGUCUUUUCCAACCUAAACAAUUCUGUGAUUCUAUUACUGUGGCCAUAUACAGCCUCAGACUGGUUUUGGAUUCGAAGAUGCAACAGUUCAGUUAAUUUCUGCAUUAGGUUAUGUGCUUUGUUGUAGUCAUCUGAGAAAUGUUACAUUAUACUGAACUGUUUGAAAGUGUAAAUUUCCACCUCCGAACAAAACAUCUUUUGCUUAUACUUGCUGUUAAAGAAAGUGAUGUCAGUAUUUCUGAAGGAUGCCAUCUAAAAGAUCUGAUUUCCUGAUGUACUUAGGUUAUUGGAUAUUGUUGAUGCUCAGCUCCUGAACUUUCUUAAUUUGAUUUCUGGGCCCAAAUAAAAGAUUUGGUUUCAAAUUUGUUGGUCCAAUUUGGAGGAAAAAAAAUGACUGUGUAAUACUCCAAUAUGAAACAAACUGCUGGCUCUGCUGAUGAGAAAGAUAUAGUCCAGAUCUGUGUACAGUACAAUCAGAUAGCACUGGCACCAUGGAAAAGCAGAGCGUGCUGCCAGUAGGGAGGAAAUUUGUACGACCAACACCUUUACUGAAUAAGCUUUAUCACGGAAUAUUUACUUUAAUUGAAAAUAUUAAUUUACCACACAAAUGCAAAUAAACUGCAGACUUUUUAAAGAAAUUGCUUUGCUAGUAAGAAAUUUUAUCAGCAAAGUUGAUUUAUAAAUUAUACUCUGAAGUAUGAACAUGCAGUUAGUAUGUACAAAAAUUCAGCACUUCAUCUUGCAGUGCUUUUUCAAGUUUAUCUUCCCUGGAAAUCACUGGAAGGUGAUCUUGAGUGAGAACUGUAGUGUGAUGCCCUAAUCCUCUUUGGGUUGUUCCUAUUGACUUUGGUCACACGUGUGGGGUUUUUCCUCAUAAAAUAAGAAAUUUCCCCUCAUCUGUCACUGAAGUGGUGAUGUGAUUUGUGUGAACUCUAUAACAGAAGCUUUGAUUGGUACUGUUUGUCACAAAUGUAGAGGGUUUUAUUUUCCCCACAGACUAUUUACUUAGCUUGCAUGUUCUCUAUCAGCAUAUCCAAACCAGCAGGCGUUCUCUGCUUUGGUGUCUCUGUUGUGUGCACUGGUUCAGUUGACAGCACUUUAUGUUCUACCAUGCUGGCUUUGUCUGAGUUACUCACUACCCUCUAAAAGACCAAGGCUCUUACCAGUGUAUAGUUUACAACUGGAAUUGUAGAAAUGUUCAUAUUGUAAAUUACAGUAAGAUGCAGGUUACAGUGCAGAUGAAUUGUAAUUUUUCACAAUGUGAUGUUUCUAUUAAAGGUGGGGUUUUUUGUUAUCAUAAUGAAGGUUGACAUUUGUGUGGACCAAUCUGCGGUGUCAUUUGAAAACCUUUUUCAGCUUAAAAUUUUCAUGAGUAUACAUCAAAUCAUGCAUUUUGAUGUAUAUGUCAGUGAAAUUUGGGUGAAAACUAUAUACAGUCAUUUUUGUAUUUUUUUCUAUGUUGUGAAGAAUAAAAUUGUAAUUUUAUAAGUCUGAUUCACUAAGAUUAUUAUAAGUUAAAUGUAUUUUUUGUAUAUUUAGGAAUCUGAUAUUACCUGGAGCUCUGAAAGAUGAAGCAUAGACUUUUUAUGCAUGGUUGAAAGAUAUUUCAACUUGAUAAUGCAGUGAAAUGGUUGGUAUGCUAAAAUACUAGUCUGUGUUGUUGCCUUGUGAAAUUGAUUCUGUGCUCUCUGCCUGGACUUGGCCUACUGAUCAGUGAUACUAAUUGCUAUAAUCCAAAUAAAAUCAUUCUGAACAAAAUACGUUGUACUGUUACUGUUUAAGGAACAAAAGCAGAUAUUUUAUAAAUGUGAAUUAGGACUGUAUUUUUAUUCAUUUGUAUAUAACAUGUACCUUGCAAUUGACAAGAUUUUUUUAGCAUAUGUAACUCUGGAGCUCAGGCAAAAGAAUUAGGAAACUUCAUACUGUUAUGAAAGCUCUGCCUUUCACUUUCAGAAGAGGUACUCAUAACAACACAUUAACUGUGUCAGCACUCAGACUUACAGCUUCCUGAAGGAUCCUCAAUAGAAUGUGAGCUCUUUGUUUCCCUGUUGUCAUUUGUAGUCUGGAUGCUGAUGGUUUUCUACAAAAACAAAAUCGUUUGAGUAUUAUAAAUAUAGUGGAAUGCUUAACUAAUGCAAUGGAAUACUUCAGAGUUCAUCUACUAAAUAUAAUAUGUCUGCUACCACGGCAACGUUCUUAGCAUUUUUAACACUUCCUGAGAGAGAUUUAAAAACUGUGUCUAGAUGGCAUUAGUGCUCAUGAAUAACGAGUUAUAAUCCUCUAAUAGGAACUGAGUAGUAGUUGCAGAGUGAGUGCUAUUAUUCUGGCCAUAUGCUUGUCAUAAGAUUGCACAACUACAGUGAUUUUUUUGUUGCUUGCAGCCGGGAUGAACUGAUGUUGCCGUGCCCAGCAUCAGCACAUGUCCUACGCAUGAUGGCUGUGACUUAGCACUGCUGUGUAAUUAAAAACUCCUCUUUGAAAUGUUACUCCGUGAGUGGUGGUGCCGAGAUCUGUUUGUGCCUUAGAAUAACUUCUGCUGGUUAUUUGGGUUUCCUCUUUGCAUUUUGAAAACAGUAUGUGUGGAAACAGUUCUAGUUCCCUAAGGUAACAUUAUAAAGUAUGAACAGCAUAAGGACUCUGUGUUUGCAAGCAGUUUAAUAUCACAAUAGUACAUAAGGCUCAUCUUAAAUAAAGCACUGGCAGUUCUUGACAUUAAGACUUGAGGAAGAAUCUGUGCUGGUGUGCUGAGUAUAAAAUAAAAAGAUGUGAAUAUCUGUAUGAUUCAUUUGAUAUGAACUGAGCAUUUCUGCAGUUGGGAUUGAUUGAUUCAAACCACCCAACUGCUUGGGACUUUGGCUCAAUAUCAAGUAGCUUUUAAAUUCUGCUUCCCAUCUCCUAAACAGAUACUCUUCCACACUUGUCAGAAGACUUCUAAAAUUAGUAAGAGAAUUAAUAAAGCUUCUGAAAGGCUACCUUUGAAACAGUUGGAAUUUCAGAUGUGGGUGGAAAAUUUAAAACUCUUAAUACUGUUGAUCUCUGAUCUCCAGAAUAAUACCUUACAGAUGGGAAAGAGCCUAAAGCCCUUUUUAUGUCUUCACAAAUUAAUUGGGCAUUAAUAGUUUGAGAGGUGUGUUUUUCUCUUUGAUGUGCUGACAUAGAUAAUGUGCUAAUAUUAGGGAAAGAGAUGUUCCUGUCAGUAUUAUAUCUUAAUUUUUCUAGUGGUUUAAGUAGAUGCAUAUUAUUUCAAUAUUCCACUAUAAAAGCAUAAUUCACAAUACAUAGAAACACUUCCAUGUCUAGUUUUACAAACUCAGUGUCACAGCAAACUGCCUCUCUGUAGAUUAAAUUUAUUUCAUAUAGUUUAUACAUAAGAAUUUGACAUUGCCUGGUACUACAUGAGGAUGAUAUUAUUGGGAAAGUCUUUGGUGGAAGUUUUUGCAAAGGCCUAUUCAACUGAAUUGCAUAUUCUCCUGUCUUAUUGACUCCUGCUACAGACAGUCUGCACAGUCUUCAGUGAACUGUUAUCACUUGCAACAAGUGUACAUUAAAACUUUAUUCGAACAGCUGAACUCACAGAAUCAUAUUUACUGUGUAAUCUACAUUCAACCUCUUGGGUAAUACAGUGGGUUAGUCUCAUUCUACAGAGUGAUAAUCUGAAGAAUAGAGAGAGAGAGAUAGAGGCAUUUCAGGUAUCUUCUUUAAAAUUAGUUGUAAGUUGAUGUCAAUUUAAAGGUCAGCCCUAUGGUUUUUUUCUAGCACGCCUACAGAAAAUAUCAGUUGUGGAGAGGAUAUAGGAAGUGGAGAACCUUCCAAUCAGCCUAACCCUAGGUUGCUUUUAUGAAAUCAGUUUACCUGUUAAAGGUUUCUUUGGGUAAAAGACAACCUCUUCACUUACUGGAGGAUAAGA
Manacus vitellinus (golden-collared manakin) is the source of this 7122-nucleotide messenger RNA. It is a transcript of the gene HACD2, whose product is annotated as 3-hydroxyacyl-CoA dehydratase 2. Gene Ontology annotation, cellular component: endoplasmic reticulum membrane. NCBI's taxonomy places the organism in Eukaryota, Metazoa, Chordata, Aves, Passeriformes, Pipridae. Gene Ontology annotation, molecular function: 3-hydroxyacyl-CoA dehydratase activity. The record is from RefSeq and is a predicted model, not a curated record. Gene Ontology annotation, biological process: fatty acid elongation; sphingolipid biosynthetic process; very long-chain fatty acid biosynthetic process.